UAGAAAACCCUGCCGCUCACCAUAAAGAGAGCGAGAGAGAAAAGCGACGCCAAAACCCUAAACUCAGUUUACAGCGGGUUAGAAAACCAGCACAACUGAGCUUUGAGCUUUUGGUCUUCCAUGGCGUUGUAUCUUCUAUACGAGUCUGCCUCCGGUUACGGUCUGUUUUUGGCCCACGGUAUUGAUGAAAUUGGACAGAACACAGAGGCUGUUCGUAACUCAGUAGUUGAUCUAAAUCGCUUUGGGAAGGUUGUCAAACUCGCCGCUUUUAAUCCUUUUGAAUCGGCUCUUGAUGCUCUCAACCAGUGCAAUGCCGUCUCCGAAGGCCAAAUGACUGAUGAGUUGAGGAACUUCCUCGAGCUUAGCCUUCCUAAAGUCAAAGAAGGUAAAAAGCCUAAGUUCAGCUUAGGAGUGGCUGAUCCCAAAAUUGGAUCUCACAUAUAUGAAGAAACCAAGAUCCCCUGCCAGAGUAAUGAGUUUGUUCUUGAGCUCAUUCGAGGUGUUCGUUUACAUUUCGAUAGGUUCAUUGAGAAUCUCAAGCCUGGUGACUUGGAGAAAGCUCAACUUGGUUUAGGCCACAGUUACAGCAGAGCAAAAGUGAAGUUUAAUGUCAACCGAGUUGACAAUAUGGUCAUUCAAGCAAUCUUCCUUCUUGAUACCCUUGAUAAGGAUGUAAACUCAUUCUCCAUGAGAGUUAGGGAAUGGUACUCAUGGCACUUCCCAGAGCUAGUAAAGAUUGUCAAUGAUAACUAUCUUUAUGCUAAACUUGCAAAAUACAUAAAUGACAAAUCAGAGUUGUCUGAAGAUAAGUUAGAUGGGCUAGUAGAUAUCCUUGGUGAUGAAGAUAAAGCAAAGGAAGUAAUCGAAGCAGCUAAAGCUUCCAUGGGUCAAGAUUUGUCACCAGUUGACUUGAUCAAUGUCCAGAUGUUUGCACAACGUGUGAUGGACCUUGCUGAAUACAGAAAGAAGCUUUAUGAUUAUCUUGUUGCUAAAAUGAGUGACAUAGCACCAAAUUUGGCUGCAUUAAUUGGUGAAGUUGUUGGUGCUCGAUUGAUAUCUCAUGCUGGAAGCCUCACAAAUCUUGCAAAAUGCCCUUCUUCUACCCUUCAAAUCCUUGGUGCUGAAAAAGCCCUUUUCAGGGCUCUGAAAACAAAGGGUAACACACCGAAAUAUGGUCUUAUCUUUCAUUCGUCUUUUAUCGGGCGUGCAUCUGCUAAAAACAAAGGUCGAAUGGCUCGUUAUUUGGCUAACAAAUGUUCAAUUGCUUCUCGAAUUGAUUGUUUCUCAGAGGGAAGUGGUACUUCUUUUGGAGACAAGCUUCGUGAGCAAGUGGAAGAGCGUCUUGACUUUUAUGACAAAGGUGUUGCACCUCGUAAGAACAUUGAGGUUAUGAAAGCUGCUAUGGAGAAUGCUGCAAAUCAAGAAAUGGAGGUUGAAAAUGGAUCUGAACCAUCUUCGAAGAAGAGCAAGAAAAAGAAGUCAAAAGACAAUGGUGAAGCAAAGACAGAUGACAAAGAGAACAACACUGUUACAAAUGGAGAUGCUGCUGAAACCAAAUCAGGGAAGAAGAAAAAGAAGAGAGCUCUUGAAGAAGAGGAGACAGAAGCUACUACUGAGAAUGGGAAAGAAAAUGGAACAGAGAAGAAGAAGAAGAAGAAGAGCAAAGAUGUUGUAAUGGAGGAUGUUUCUGCUGUAAGUGAAGGAAAGAAGAAAAAGAAGAAAAAGUCAGCAGCUGAGUGAAGAAGAAGAUGAUAUGACGUGCUAUUUUGAUAUUAUUAUUAUUAUUAUGUUUUUUUUUUGUUGGUAUCGUGUUGUUGGUUGCUUGAAGUAUUAUUAUGAUGAUUAGAAACAAAAGGUUGGAAGGUAGUUAGGUUAAUUUUAUGUCAAAGUUUUGGUGUAGAUGGAUGUAUUACAGUUAAUUUCAUGUUUAAUGUGGUCUUAAUAUAGAUCAUGCCUCAA
Molecule: messenger RNA, 1959 nt
Organism: Lactuca sativa (garden lettuce)
Lineage: Eukaryota; Viridiplantae; Streptophyta; Magnoliopsida; Asterales; Asteraceae
Product: nucleolar protein 56
Cellular component (GO): small-subunit processome; box C/D methylation guide snoRNP complex
Molecular function (GO): snoRNA binding
Source: RefSeq, a predicted model, not a curated record